Epithele typhae is the source of this 1467-nucleotide messenger RNA. RefSeq lists its product as uncharacterized. The transcript has 2 exons. The record is from RefSeq and is a predicted model, not a curated record. Gene Ontology annotation, molecular function: guanyl-nucleotide exchange factor activity. Bases 1 to 1467 code for a protein of 488 amino acids. Lineage: Eukaryota; Fungi; Basidiomycota; Agaricomycetes; Polyporales; Epitheliaceae.
AUGGCCGACGUGCCCGAUGACGUGCUCUCCUUCCACCUCGAACGACUGCGCAAAGAAAGCACGGCUCUCGCGCGAGGCAAGCUCUCCGGGCGCCGCAGCGCUGCGCCCAGCCAAGUAGGCCACACCGACGACGACGUCACGAUGGACACCCUGGACAGGCGGUCAUCGUUUGUCUUCGGCGGCCCGCGCGAGAUGGGCGUCGCCGCCACCUCGCCAUCCUCGUCGCGCGCAUGCUUCAGUGUGGGCCACUACGAGCAAUCCUUCGCCGACUGCGACGGUGAAGACUCGGACGAGGGGACACUUUCGGAGGAGGAGUGUGGGGAGGAAGAUUGGAAGGCGGCUCGGCACGUCCUCUUCUCGUGCCGCGAGAUCGUCCAGACGGAGCGCAACUACCAAGAGCGCCUCCGCGAGCUCGCCUGCACCGAGCUCGCGCCCCGCUUCGCCUCGCUCGUCGCGAAGCACGUCCCUGCGCUCCUUCGCGUCUCGGAGCGUUUCCUCUCGCACAUCCAGGACGACCCGAGCGCAUGGGGCGUGAGCGCCGCGUUCAUCGGCUGCGAGGAGGAGCUCGAGCCCGCGUUCGUCGCCUGGUCCGCCAUCGUGGGGGAGUUCUUCGCCGAGGGCGCGAACCUCCGCCCCUCGCGGAAGCUCGCCAAGCGGUCCUCCACCUCGGACGACCUCUUCGCGCUCCCCACGAUGCGCACACGCAGCUUCACGAGCCUCGCGGGCGCGAUCGGCGGGGGCCGCCGCGCGUCCUACGCGAUGUCGGACAUCGGACACGGGAGCGGUGGAGGGACCAGCUCCCCGGCUUUCUCACGGCGCAACAGCGGCGUGGGCCUAUUCACCGCCGCGCUCGGUGCGGGGCUCGGGUUCGGCCUCUCGUCGGCCUCAUCGCCGCCCUCGCCGCUGCACUCGCCGACGGCUGAUGCGCCGCUCUCGCGCGUGUCGUCGAGCACCGCCCUCUCGCGCGCGGUGAGCUCCGCCUGGAAGCGCGUGAGCGUGCCGUCCACGCCCAACCUGAACGUCACGCCGUCGUCGCCGUUCGCGGCGAGCUUCUCCGUCGCGCCGUCGUCGCCCCCGCCGGCGUCGUCCGCGUCGGCGCUCGGGCACGGGUCCUCGUACACGCCGGCGUCGGGCGUGCCGCGGGGCGCGAGCAGCGCGCACGGGCACGGCGGGCCCGCGGCGGGGAUGGGGCCGCGGAAGACGUCGGACCAGGAGAUGAAGAGCGUCGUCCGCGACCUCGCGAUCCAGCCGAUCCAGCGGGUGAUGCGAUACGUGCUCAAGUACCGCGGUCUGCUUGACCACAUGCCGGCGACGAGUCCGUCGCGCGCGCUGGUGGAGCGGGCGCACGAGAGUGCGCUGCGCAUCGCGCGGAACGCGGACCGCGCGCAGGCGCACGCCGCGUUUGCGCGCCAGCUCACCCCGAGCACCAAAAGCGAGAAGGGUUCGCCGCGGCCUCAAAAGACGUGA